AAGCCCCAGCCUUGACAGGCGGGCGGAGCAGCCAGUGCGAGCUGGGAGGCUGGGCUGCGGGUGCGGGAACCUGAUCCGCCCAGGAGGCGGGGGCAGAGCGGGGGUGGGGGCACGGGGAGCUGGAGGCCGGCGCCCGCCCGCCUCCCCCAUUCAUUCAGCCGAGCCCGGGGGCCGAGGGGCUCCGCGGCCAGCUCUGCACGGCGGGAGCGCGGGCGCGGCGCCCCAGCCAGCGCGCAGGGCCCGGCGGCCAGGGCGCUACCUCUCCACUGCCCACCGCGCGCGCGUCGCGCUGCCCUCGAGCCACCAUGUCCGACCCUGCGGUCAACGCGCAGCUGGACGGGAUCAUUUCGGACUUUGAAGCCUUGAAGAGAUCUUUUGAGGUCGAGGAGGUCGAGACGCCCAACUCCACCCCUCCCCGGAGGGUGCAGACGCCCCUGCUCCGGGCCACUGUGGCCAGCUCCACCCAGAAGUUCCAGGACCUGGGUGUGAAGAACUCAGAGCCCAGCGCCCGCCAUGUAGACUCCCUGAGCCAGCGCUCCCCCAAGGCCGCCCUGCGAAGGGUCGAGCUCUCGGGGCCCAAGGGCGAGCCCGUGUCCCGGCGCACGGAGCUCUCCAUUGACAUCUCGUCCAAGCAGGUGGAGAACGCUGGCGCCACCGGGCCGUCGCGGUUUGGGCUCAAGCGGGCCGAGGCGCUGGGCCACAAGACGCCAGAGCCCACCCCUCGGAGGACGGAGAUCACCAUAGUGAAGCCCCCGGAGCCAGCCCACCGGAGGAUGGAGACCCCCGCCUCCAAGGCCCCCGAGGUGCCCGCUGCCCCCACCGCCGACACUGUCCCCAAGAGGGUUGAGAUCCAGGUGCCCAAGCCAGCUGAGGCGCCCGCCUCCCCCAUUCCAGCCCAGACCCUGGAGAAUUCAGAACCCUCCCCAAUGUCUCAGCUGCAGAGCAGGCUGGAGCCCAAGCCCCAGCCCCCCUCGGCUGAGGCCCCACCCAGGAGCCAGGAGGCCACUGAGGCAGCUCCCGGCUGCGUUGGCGAUAUGGCCGACACCCCCAGAGAUGCUGGGCUCAAGCAGGUGCCCGCACCGCGGAACGAGAAGGCCCCCGCGGACUUGGGCUACGUGGGGAUCGACUCCAUCCUGGAGCAGAUGCGAAGGAAGGCCAUGAAGCAGGGCUUUGAGUUCAACAUCAUGGUGGUUGGGCAGAGUGGCCUGGGGAAGUCCACCUUGAUCAACACCCUCUUCAAAUCCAAAAUCAGCCGGAAGUCAGUGCAGCAGCCCACCUCGGAGGAGCGUAUCCCCAAGACCAUUGAGAUCAAGUCCAUCACACACGAUAUCGAGGAGAAGGGUGUCCGUAUGAAGCUGACCGUCAUCGACACGCCGGGCUUCGGGGACCACAUCAACAAUGAGAACUGCUGGCAGCCCAUCAUGAAGUUCAUCAACGACCAGUACGAGAAGUACCUGCAGGAGGAGGUCAACAUCAACCGAAAGAAGCGUAUCCCCGACACACGCGUCCACUGCUGCCUGUACUUCAUCCCGGCCACCGGCCACUCGCUCAGGCCCCUGGACAUCGAGUUCAUGAAGCGCCUCAGCAAAGUGGUCAACAUCGUGCCAGUCAUUGCCAAGGCCGACACGCUGACUCUGGAGGAGAGGGUCUACUUCAAACAGCGGAUCACUGCAGACCUGCUGUCCAAUGGCAUCGACGUUUACCCACAGAAAGAGUUUGACGAGGACGCAGAGGACCGGCUGGUGAACGAGAAGUUCCGAGAGAUGAUCCCGUUCGCCGUGGUGGGCAGUGACCAUGAGUACCAAGUGAACGGGAAGAGGAUCCUUGGCAGGAAAACCAAGUGGGGCACCAUCGAAGUUGAGAACACCACACACUGUGAGUUUGCUUACCUGCGGGACCUCCUCAUCAGGACGCACAUGCAGAACAUCAAGGACAUCACCAGCACCAUCCACUUCGAAGCCUACCGGGUGAAGCGCCUGCACGAAAGCAACAGCGCCGUGCCCAACGGCGUGGAGGACAAGGAGCCGGCCGCCCAGGAGAUGUAGAUGCCACCAGGACCCGCCCCCGACUUUCCGUCCCCCCAGCCCACCCACUCACCCCAUUUUAUUUUAUAUAAUUCUCUCCAUCUGUCAUUGUUCUCCGCCCCUUUCCAUGCUGCCGAGUAACAAAGAUAACGAGUGCCCCACCCCCCAUUAGUGGCCCGCAGACAGCAGGGCCUGGAGUGGAGGCUGUUCUCUGGCCGUCCCCGGGGUCCUGGAGAAGCCGGAGCACGCCUGGGAGGGUCGGAGCAGACCCCCCGAGUCAGUGCUGACCGACUCCACGCCCAGCUCGGGGCCAGAGGAGCGGCUCCGGCUCCUGGUUCCCCCGCCGCUGUCUCAGUCCCUGGAGCCUGGUGGGUUGUGCCCGGGGGAGCAUGGAGCCAGCCUGGCAGACCUGGAGCCCCUUCCUGCCCCCACCACCCCACGUGGUGUGGGCCGUAACUCAGAGAGCGCCCCCUUGAGCCCCCCAAGGGGAGAAUAGUUAAUUCCAGGAGACGCGAGUUGCCAGUUGCUUAGAUGCCGGUGCCAUUCGCUGCUGCCUGCCCACCCGCCUGCGAGCCUGUCCUGGAGCAGAAAGUGCCUUUAUCUCAGCCAUGCACGCGAGCCCACAGACUCCCCAGCUGUCCCCUCAGAUGGGAAAUGGGGACAGGUUGGAAAAGGGGGGGUGUCUUCGUCUCUCCAUCGUCCCCAUCUCACUGUGAUUUGAUAGAGGAUUCAAAGGAAAAGAUGCACCUCCCUCCCCCACUUCCUGGUUUUUGGGAAAGUCUGAGCAAGUGAGUCUGGAGGAGCUGAGUGAGGAUGUGAUGGCAGGUGCCUGAAGGAAGCGGGGGCCGUGUGGACUGUGGCUGGGGUGUUCUGAGUGGUCUUGGUGUCUGCCUCCCCCCGCCCCGUGUGACUGGGGAAGUGUCUGUGUGUGUGUGUCUGUUUAGACACCCAGCCAGCGACCCCAGAUGCCACCCACACUCAGCCCUCCUGGUUCCGCCCUUGCCGGCUCUGUAACCUGGGGAGGUGGGAGGCCUGGUGAGCCUGACUUUCUGUUGCCCUAAAUGUACCUGGGUCCCUGCACCCCAGGGCCCAUUGUAAAGACCCCUAAAGGUGGAAAGGUCAGGAGUCAGGUUGCAUAGCCCACAUCUGGCUACUGAGCGGGAUUCCGUCUCAGCAGCACAGCCCAGCUGGUCUGCUCCUUCGCCCUCUGUCUCUAAUAGGAGACCAGCAGGGACCAUCCGAGCCGUGCACAGCAGACCGCUGGUGCUUCCCCCUUCCUCCUGGGGGGGGGGGUCUGGCUCAGGUCAACAAAGUUGGACACAGGUGAGGUGGUCUGUAGAUCCCAGGUGUGCUGCUUUCCUGUAGCCGAUGAGAAGAGCAGUGGGAGAAAUGGGGUGCAAACAGACUCGGGGCUGCGGAUGUGUGCUGGUGCGUGUGCUCCCUCCCCAUCUAUGAGAGGAAGGACCCCUUAGCAAAACAGUUUACUUGCCAACUUGCCAUGGUUUUGCCAAAACCAUGAUUUUGAAGGACCUGUCCCCCUCCAGCGUCAGGCCAGGACGUGGGGCAGCCUUCUGGGUGGGGUGCACCCCGCCAGCCUCCGUGCCCUUGGGGGCUCUGCAGCGUCCGGCCCCGGGACGCCUUCGCUUUCCUUCUCUGUAGCCAGAUUUUGAAAAAUUGUUAGUUUCACUGGGAUCUGUUCCGCAGUGGCCUUUUGCUAUGUGCCUCCUGAGAAAUUCGUCUCUUUUUGUAUAAAUAACAAAGUGUUGAAAAUGUAUUUCCUGAAAUAAAUGUUCCAAAUGCAAACCUGGAA
Rhinolophus ferrumequinum (greater horseshoe bat) is the source of this 3834-nucleotide messenger RNA. It is a transcript of the gene SEPTIN9, whose product is annotated as septin 9. Gene Ontology annotation, cellular component: microtubule cytoskeleton; septin complex; cell division site. Gene Ontology annotation, molecular function: GTPase activity; molecular adaptor activity; GTP binding. The record is from RefSeq and is a predicted model, not a curated record. The transcript is spliced from 11 exons. NCBI's taxonomy places the organism in Eukaryota, Metazoa, Chordata, Mammalia, Chiroptera, Rhinolophidae. Bases 306 to 2045 code for a protein of 579 amino acids. Gene Ontology annotation, biological process: cytoskeleton-dependent cytokinesis.